AUGUCAACAACAACAACAACAGCGACCGCAUCGUCGUUCUGUUCGACUUCCUCCUCUUUCGCGUCGUCGUCGUCGUCGUCGUCGUCGAAAAGUCUACAAAAAAUCUCCUCCGUACCGAAGAAGAGAGGGAGCGUUUUGAGUAAGAUUAGUUCUAGGACGAGAGCCGAAUCGUCGUCGUCGUCGUCACCAUCAUCUUCAUCUUCUUCUUCUUCGAACAACAACAACGAGUUUUUGAAAGCGCAAGGAUUAGAUGCUGGUAACGAUGCGAAAGAGGCCUUCUCUAAAUUCGCUCAAGAAGGAGGGUUCCCGGUUUGGUUGCCGGAAGUUGUCAACGGACGAGUCUGUAUGGUUGGACUCAGCGUUGGCGCCACGGUGGAAGUCACCGAGCACGUGUCGUUGCUCGAACAAGUCCCGCAUAGUUUAGUUCAAUUGGCUCUACUCGGGGGUUCUAUCAUAUAUGCGUCUACAAAACCGUUCGAGUUUAAUCCUCAAAACGGAUACAACGCAAACCCGCAAAGCUUAGAAGGGAUUAGAGAUACGCCCGGGAUGCUCGUCGUCGAAAAGUGCAAUUUUACGCCCAAGGUUGAAAUGGCGCACGGUAGAAUCGCGAUGACUGCGUUUACGUUACUUUGCUUGAUUGAAUUAAUCUCUGGGAAACCGUUUUUUGGUUAA
Bathycoccus prasinos is the source of this 672-nucleotide messenger RNA. RefSeq lists its product with no specific name. Lineage: Eukaryota; Viridiplantae; Chlorophyta; Mamiellophyceae; Mamiellales; Bathycoccaceae. The transcript has a single exon. The coding region runs from base 1 to 672 and encodes 223 amino acids. The record is from RefSeq and is a predicted model, not a curated record.